AGAGCGUCCUUCCCAGCGCGUGUACUCGGCUGCUCCGGCAGCUAGAGCGUCCCUCCUCCGUGGAGCCUCGUGUGACCUUCCCGCCGGUGGAGCGAUGCUGCCGGCGGCUGCUCGCCCCCUAUGGGGGCCCUGUCUAGGGCUUAGGGGCGCCGCGCUCCGCUUCGCCAGGCAACAGGUUCCACGUGUCAGCGCCGUGCGGCUGAUGCGAUGCAGCAGCCAUCGGAGGGGAGAGGCCCUCGCCGGUGCACCCCUAGACAACGCCCCCAAGGAGUACCCCCCCAAGAUCCAGCAGCUGGUCCAGGACAUUGCCAGCCUCACGCUCCUGGAGAUCUCAGACCUCAAUGAGCUCCUGAAGAAAACGCUCAAGAUCCAGGAUGUGGGGCUCAUGCCCAUGGGGGGCGCCAUGCCCACUGCCGCCCCCGCCGCUGCCGCCCCCGAGGCGGUGGAGGAAGACAUCCCCAAGCAGAAGGAGCAGACGCACUUCACCGUCCGCCUGACGGAGGCGAAGCCGGUGGACAAGGUGAAGCUCAUCAAGGAGAUCAAGAACUACGUCCAGGGCAUCAACCUGGUGCAGGCCAAGAAGCUGGUGGAGUCGCUGCCCCAGGAGAUCAAGGCCAACGUCGCCAAGGCCGAGGCGGAGAAGAUCAAGGCGGCGCUGGAGGCGGUGGGCGGCACCGUGGUCCUGGAGUAGGCUCCCCGAGAACUGUGCACAGGGUCCCUGGGCCCCGAGAGGCCCGCCGCCCGCCCAGCACCAGGCUCCGCCUCCUCGGAGCAGAGGCCACACCCGCCUGCCACUGGGACAGGCAUGGACCUACCGAGCGGGCAGCAGCAGGGGGCGGCGCCCGGGCACCGGCCUGGCUCUGGCCGCCCCGGUUCACCAUGCGCCCCUGGUGGCCGCUGAGAAAAUACAUGGUUUGGGCCGUG
Pipistrellus kuhlii (Kuhl's pipistrelle) is the source of this 924-nucleotide messenger RNA. It is a transcript of the gene MRPL12, whose product is annotated as mitochondrial ribosomal protein L12. NCBI's taxonomy places the organism in Eukaryota, Metazoa, Chordata, Mammalia, Chiroptera, Vespertilionidae. Gene Ontology annotation, molecular function: structural constituent of ribosome. The record is from RefSeq and is a predicted model, not a curated record. The transcript has 5 exons. Gene Ontology annotation, cellular component: mitochondrial large ribosomal subunit; ribosome. Gene Ontology annotation, biological process: mitochondrial transcription; translation. The coding region runs from base 95 to 691 and encodes 198 amino acids.